AUGGAUCUGGAUCAGAGCUCAACCCCGGCCGCGCCCCUGCCGACGUUGCCGUUUUCGCCGUGGAUCCCGCGCCCCGCCGCCGAGCUUCGUUGCCGGAUCAGCCGCCUCGCGUCCCCGUCCUCCUCCCCAACGGCCUCCACCGACCUCGUCGCCCCUCCGUCGCCCGGAACGCCGCCUCGACCACGCCUCCCCGCCGGACCGCCACACUGUCAUCCUCCCCUGCGUCGCGCCGUCCCCGUCCCCCUCCUCGACACCCGCUGCCGUUGCCCUACGAAUCACGGUGAGGCCCCAGGCCUCUUCCUUGCUCUGUCACCUGCUCUCACCGCGCCCUCACCGUCCUACCGUACCGGCUCACCCUGCCGCGGCUCCGCCGCCCUAGCCUCGCCGCGCUCCCUGGAGCUCCUCUGCACCGUCUCGUGGUCGCGCUCCCGCACGAUUCAUCAAAAAAACUCUCGCGACCUCACCCCCACCCCUCUGUGGACCUCCUCUCCCCACGAUAUCCUCCCCGCCGCCACCACCCACGCCCGCCAGUUCCUCGCCGGCCACGCCCUCCGCCGCGCCCUCCCCUCUCCAGCUUCCUCGCGCGCGAUCCUCCCCGCGGCCUCCAGCCGCCUCCUCUCCGUCACCGCCUCCACCCAGCAGAACACCGCCGACACCGCCAUCGACCUCUCCAACGACGAGAGCCGCCGCCGCCUCGUCAACAGUCUGAUGUACAGGAGCAAGCAGAGGGGCUUCCUGGAGCUGGACCUGGUGCUCGGGACCUGGGCGGAGCAGCACGUCCGCUCCAUGGACGAGGCCAACGUCCGCUCCCUGCUCCAGAUCCUCGACCUCAAGAGGCUGCUGAAGGGCACACUCAAGAACAGGGGACUGCUCCAGAACAAGAAGCAUGUGCAAGUCUGGUGUAGACAAACAAGACAUCUGGACGAGAAGAAAAAGAAGUGCAAGGCUGGUAAGGUCGAGACUCAUCUUGAAUUCCCUGGACGUGAAAAGGUUAAAUUUGGUGAAGUUGUCGAAACUCCACCAAAGUUAUCAUUCCCAAAGAGGUGAUCGACGCUGACAAGCGCGGCCCGGUGGCGCUGUGCUCUUCAACCACUCAGAGGCGGACUUCGCCGUGAAGCCCGGUGGCCACGUCGCACAGAUGAUCGUCCAGGUGAUUUCGACGCCGGAGGUCACCGAUGUGGAGGACCUCGACGCCACCGUCCGCGAGAGGGAGGAUUCGUGUCCACCGGCGUCUGAACUCCUAGCCUUAUAGAUACAUCUAGAGAGGUGGUCUGUUUAGGUUGGUGGUAGACCACUAGGGAAGGUACCCACCUUACGAUGAUGGUUGCGUGUGUCUGAUGUUAAAUGGAAUCUUGAGAUGGUUCUGUGAGUUGGUUUGGUUUGCA
Messenger RNA from Triticum aestivum (bread wheat), 1385 nucleotides. RefSeq lists its product as uncharacterized. Bases 1 to 1047 code for a protein of 348 amino acids. The record is from RefSeq and is a predicted model, not a curated record. NCBI's taxonomy places the organism in Eukaryota, Viridiplantae, Streptophyta, Magnoliopsida, Poales, Poaceae. The transcript is spliced from 6 exons.